UAAAUACAUUCGAUGUCGUUCGACGUUCACUCGCGUUCACCGGCGUUCACUGAGAUGAAAAAAAACGAAAAAAAAACGACAAAAAACGUGUAUUCCCGUGUAUUCCGAUCGUGCUGUAUAUACUCAGUUUUUCGCAGUUUUUAGUUUGGUUUUUAUUGAGUCGCAUAGAGUUUCACGGCAUUUCACGGAGUUUCAUUCGGUUUCAUUUGCGAUAAUUUGCCGUCAUUUGAAUUCAAUUGCAUUCGAUUGCAUUGAGUCGCAUAGAGUUGCCGCCAUUCCGUUUCAUUCGGUUUCAUUCUCGUUCGUUCUCGUUCAUUCUAUAAUAGUACAUCAAAAUCCGAAAUAGUUUUUUUUCUUCAAAAUACCCUAUCAUAAAUCGUCAGAAUUCAUCUUGAUUUUUGUAAAAUAAAAAAAACACAAAACAAUGUCUGAUGAACAUGAAGUUGAGGCUAUAAUUGGUCAUCGUGUUUUCAGAGGAAAGGAGCAAUAUCUCGUGAAAUGGCGUGGAUACGACGUACAAGAAUCGACAUGGGAGCCGAUACAAUAUUUGUUCAACGUAAUGGAUUUAGUGGCAGAGUACGUGAAAAACAAAGAGGAAAAAACGAAAGAACUCGAUUACAUUAUUGGAUGUGGACAACGCAACGGGCAAAAAUUCUUCUUAGUUCGUUUCAAAGGAGAGCACAAAAAUGAAAUCAUUGACUGGGAAAGUGCGAAACAGUAUUCGGUUGCCGUAAUGGAAUUCUUCGGAGCACGAUCCAUAUGGACAGAAGUGAAAAAUAUUAUCGAUCCGGAGAUGUGUGAAGGAUUUCAAGAAAAUGCAACACGAGAAACCGUGAACGAUGAACGUGAUCCAAAUGAACCAUCGACGAGCCAACUCGAUGCUUGUCCAAACGAGAUUGAGUUUGACAAAUGAUCAAAUUAAAAUUACAUUUCCACACAUUUCCACACAUUUUCACACACAGAAAAAUUGUUUCAAUGAUGAACAACACAAUCGAACAGAAUAACAAGUAUUCUUUUUCCAAAAUAAAUAACCGGUCGUUAACGGUUAUCAAUGAAUUCCAAAAACGUCCAAAACGGUCCAAAA
This is a messenger RNA of Sitodiplosis mosellana (orange wheat blossom midge), 1084 nucleotides long. RefSeq names its product chromobox protein homolog 1-like. The record is from RefSeq and is a predicted model, not a curated record. Gene Ontology annotation, molecular function: chromatin binding. Gene Ontology annotation, cellular component: pericentric heterochromatin. Lineage: Eukaryota; Metazoa; Arthropoda; Insecta; Diptera; Cecidomyiidae. The transcript is spliced from 3 exons. Gene Ontology annotation, biological process: negative regulation of transcription by RNA polymerase II; chromatin organization. The coding region runs from base 425 to 913 and encodes 162 amino acids.